AUGGCAGCCGAUGUCAACACUUGUGGCCUCUGCUGUUCCUGGGCUCGGCUUACAGGCUGCAAGUACAACCAAGUGAACAGCCACUUCCACUGCAUCCGGGAGGGCUGCCAGUUCUCCUUCCUGCUCAAGCACCAGAUGACGUCCCACGCCCGGAAGCACAUGCGGAGGAUGCUGGGGAAGAACUUCGAUCGCGCGCCCCCCUCCCAGGGCCCCCCGAGCCUGCUGGACACCGAGACAGACGAGUACAUGGACUACACGGGCUGCAGCCCGGGCGCCGUGUCCUCUGAGUCGUCCACCAUGGACCGCAGCUGCUCCAGCACCCCUGUGGGCAACGAGAGCACCGCAGCAGGCAACACCAUCUCCAUGCCCACGGCCUCCGGCGCCAAGAAGCGCUUCUGGAUCAUCGAGGACAUGUCGCCCUUCGGCAAGCGGCGGAAGACGGCGUCGUCCCGCAAGAUGCUGGACGAGGGCAUGAUGCUGGACGGCUUCCGGCGCUUCGACCUCUACGAGGACUGCAAGGACGCGGCCUGCCAGUUCUCGCUCAAGGUCACCCACUACCACUGCACGCGCGAGAACUGCGGCUACAAGUUCUGCGGGCGCACGCACAUGUACAAGCACGCGCAGCACCACGACCGCGUGGACAACCUGGUGCUGGACGACUUCAAGCGCUUCAAGGCCUCGCUCAGCUGCCACUUCGCCGACUGCCCCUUCUCGGGCACCAGCACGCACUUCCACUGCCUGCGCUGCCGCUUCCGCUGCACCGACAGCACCAAGGUCACGGCGCACCGCAAGCACCACGGCAAGCAGGACGUGAUCAGCGCCGCGGGCUUCUGCCAGUUCAGCUCGAGCGCCGACUGCGCCGUGCCCGACUGCAAGUACAAGCUCAAGUGCUCGCACUUCCACUGCACGCACCCCGGCUGCCGCCACACGGUGGUGGGCAUGUCGCAGAUGGACUCGCACAAGCGCAAGCACGAGAAGCAGGAGCGCGGGGGCCCCGACGGCGCGGGCGGCCCCGACGGCGCGGGCGGCCUGGACGGCGGGGGCGCGCUGCUGCUGCUGCAGACGGCGGCCGCGGGGCUGGGCCUGGCGCUGGGCGACUCGUCGCAGGACGAGGAGGAGGAGCUGGAGCUGCACGAGGAGGAGGCGGACGAGGACGACGACGACGACGACGACGAGGACGACGACGACGAGGACGACGAGGACGACGAGGACGAGCUGCAGACCGACUCCGAGGAGUCGCUGCCCGACGCGGCGGCGCGGAGCCCCGAGCGCGGACCUGCCCGGACUGGGAACGGCGCGUACCCGGAUCCGAUCCGGAUGCUGGCUCGGCUCCUGUCUGGAGCUCGCCCGGAGCGCGCAGGGGCAGAGUCAGAGGGGGCCGAUUCCUGGGUGCCUCGGUGCUACCAGCAGCUGCAGCUGUCCCAGCAGCCCUGCGCCCGGUCCACCUGCACCAACCCCACAGGGGAGCCCCUUCCCUGCAUGGCCAGCUCAUGUGCCCGGGCCACCUGA
Talpa occidentalis (Iberian mole) is the source of this 1509-nucleotide messenger RNA. Its product is annotated as zinc finger protein castor homolog 1-like. Gene Ontology annotation, biological process: positive regulation of transcription by RNA polymerase II; regulation of neuron differentiation. Bases 1 to 1509 code for a protein of 502 amino acids. Gene Ontology annotation, molecular function: DNA-binding transcription factor activity, RNA polymerase II-specific; RNA polymerase II transcription regulatory region sequence-specific DNA binding. The transcript has 7 exons. NCBI's taxonomy places the organism in Eukaryota, Metazoa, Chordata, Mammalia, Eulipotyphla, Talpidae. Gene Ontology annotation, cellular component: nucleus. The record is from RefSeq and is a predicted model, not a curated record.